Pygocentrus nattereri (red-bellied piranha) is the source of this 1395-nucleotide messenger RNA. RefSeq names its product C-reactive protein-like. Lineage: Eukaryota; Metazoa; Chordata; Actinopteri; Characiformes; Serrasalmidae. The transcript is spliced from 3 exons. The record is from RefSeq and is a predicted model, not a curated record. The coding region runs from base 84 to 827 and encodes 247 amino acids.
UUAUUCAGACAGGCAUCGUCUGUUUCUCAGCUGCAGACAGAAUAACAGCUGGACUCUGAGCUGAAGAUCUUGUCUGAAGCUUCAUGAUGGACUGGGCUCUGCUCUCCAUGUGCUUCCUUGCUGUGGUGAUUCCAGCAGAAGGACAAACAGCCUCGUGGCAGAAAGGAAAUCUGCAGGGAUGGAUGUUCAAUGUGGUGUCUGGUGGAGAAGUCCGGUUCCGUUCAGAUGCUCCUGCUAAUGUCACCGGGCUCACCGUCUGCAUGAGGGUCCUGAUUGAGAACCCCUACUACAGAGUUCAGCUCACGUUCGGGAACAGCACUGAUGGAAUCUCUUACACGGGACCCGUUACCACUAAUCCUCUUUACUACUUAGAUAUAGAAGGUGCCACUGUGAGCUUCAAGACAAUCUCAGUGUCUUUUGAGCAGCAGUGGCCGUGGAGGAACAGGUGCUUCACCUGGGAGUCCAGCAGCAGAAUGGCUCAGCUGUGGUUUGAUGGGAGAAUGAGCAUCCGCAAAAGCGUUGGCAGAGGACAGGUGUUCUCUGGCCAGGCUGAGCUAACGAUAUCAGAAUUUGAGGGUCAGGUGUCCGACGUCUACGUCUGGGACUCGGCUCUUUCCGUGAAGCAUCUCUACUGUUACCUCGCUCUCAGUCACAGCUUCCCACCCGGCAGCGUUCUGGACUGGAGGCACAUUCAGUACAGCACCAGUGGCUACGCUCUGCUGGAGCCCACUUACCUUAGACCCUUUUCAGAGAAGCCCACCAGACGCAGGAAGCACAAACGAGAACGCGGGCUGAGAAAAGAUAAAAGAAGAUUUUAUGAACAGUAACAACACAAUCCACAACCUUCAUGAUGAAACGGGGGUCUAACGAAUCAUAAGAGCCUUUAUUUCUCUUAUUUACUCCUCUGUUCGGGCUCCGCUGUGUUCACCCAGCCUCUUCACCCAGCGAGCAGUCAGAUCUCACCACAUAUCUUCUCGCUGAUGUUCUUCACUCGUACGCUUUUUGUAGCCACCUCGAUUUCUUGCAGAACGCUUAUAGUUAUGUGAUAUUCUUGCAUGUAGACCAUGUUUAAGACCUACUCCACACUUAAAUAGAUGGUUCUUCAGGUGUUCUUUAAAAAAGGCAAUGGUUCUUUAAGGAUCAUAAACACUCAUAGAACCCUUUUCAUGCUAAAAUGGCUCUUUGCAUGGUGAGAUGGCCUUUUUUAGGUUGAUAGAGAAUGUAUUGUAUAUGGUUCUAUAUAGCACCAAAAGGAGUUCUUCUACAUCUUACACGCUUGCCAUCAUAACAAUAGCAGAACCCUUUUUGGUGCAAUAUAGAACCACUGUCAAAAAGGCUGUAUAUAGAACCAUUUUCUUUAGUAAAGAACCCUAUCAACCCUUGUGUUACUCUUUU